This is a messenger RNA of Zingiber officinale, 2784 nucleotides long. RefSeq names its product squamosa promoter-binding-like protein 12. Gene Ontology annotation, cellular component: nucleus. The coding region runs from base 242 to 1345 and encodes 367 amino acids. Lineage: Eukaryota; Viridiplantae; Streptophyta; Magnoliopsida; Zingiberales; Zingiberaceae. Gene Ontology annotation, molecular function: DNA binding. The transcript has 6 exons. The record is from RefSeq and is a predicted model, not a curated record.
CGAGACGACCGUGGAGCAUGGGACAGACACAAGUGGCGAGCGGUCCAACGCCCCGAAGCCCAAAACCCUCGUCGCCAUUCCGUCUCAGAUUCGAAUAAGGAAAAGAAGGACGCCUGUCCAAUGGAAUUGGGAAACUUUGGGGCUCUUUAAUGGUGAAGAAGCUGAACUGUCUCAACCUUCAAAGGAUCCUAAAUCAAAACACAAGAGCGGCAUAGCCAUUGGUACUGAUUAUGCAUAUUCAAUGGGGACGGCCGUGUGUUCUAGCUCAGAAGUGGGUGACUGCUCUCUUCAAGGCUCCAAUUCAGCGUCUGCUGAUUCUUCCAAGGCAAAGAAGAGAAUACAAGAAAUCAAUAGGUCAGUUGAAGGAUUCCUUCAUAAUCACAGGGUUGUCAAAUCCAAAACUUCAGAUCCCUGUAUCGGGACUGGUAUUGAGAAUUCCACUUCUUCAAGUUAUAUCAUCUCAUCAAUUUGUGAGAAAAGUAUGCUGAGCACAUACUGCCAAGUAGAAGGCUGCAACAUCGACCUCACUACAGCUAAAGAUUAUCAUCGGAAACAUAGAGUUUGUGAAGACCAUGCCAAGUCCCCUAAGGUUUCUGUUGGUGGUCAAGAAUGCAGGUUUUGCCAACAAUGUAGCAGAUUCCAUGCUUUGUCAGAGUUUGAUCAGAAAAAGCGAAGUUGCCGCAAACGCUUAUUUUAUCACAAUGCACGUCGACGCAAGCCACAGCUAGGUACAACCUCAUUCAGUUCUCCAACACUACCUGCAUCUCUCUACGAUGAUGGACGGCAGGCAAACCUUAUGUUUGUUAGAGCUCCAUUUAGUCAAAUGACAACCAGGGCAAGUUCGAUAAGGGAUCACUCGAGCAGCUUACAACAUACUCAAACCGGCGAAUCUUCCAUGAUGAAGUUGAGUAAAACGAAGGGCGUUAAAAGGCAACUUAUUUUUCCUUCCAGUGGUCUAUUGUUUAAUGGCUCAGCAGUUAGCCAUGAUAUGAGCUGGCUCUUACCAUCCGGAGUAGCAGCUGCGGAGGUCCCCGAUCAAGGCCUAGAACUGAAUAUCGCAUUCCGCUCAGACGGAGCAACGGAUGUUCAUAGUGCUUACUCUCUUCUGUCAACCAAAUCUCAUACUCCACCAAACAGAGGAACUACUUCUAAUUCUCAGUUUGCAUAUGCGAAUAAUAACAACGAUGCAGCUCGUCCCACAUUGCACGCAUUCGACGAAACAAAGGGCCUAGCGACAUCACUACCAUUCGGGCAACUGUCGUCAAAGACAUCCUUUGGCACGGGUUUCUUCGACUCCAGUCAACCAGGAUUGGAAAGGCACCCAAUGGAUCACAAUUUGAUUUGAAGCAAUAUAUUGAUAAUAACAUGGAUCACAAGAUUUUAUCCCACUAAGUAAGGUCGAUUAUAUGGAUUCUCAUACCGUUAAGUUUGAUCCUCUAUUAUAUUUUCAUUUAUAUUUAAAUAAAAUUUAUCCUGUUGAUUGUUACAUUGCUAAUUAAGUCUUCUUUAAUGUCCUUUUUUCUUGAUUAAUGAGGUAUUUAUUGGUCGUCAACAUAUCUAUUCAUAUCAUCUAUAUUUAAAUUGAAUUUUAUUCUUGAGUUGUAGCAAUAUGAUUCGAAAAUUAGCGAGCUGUACCUCAUCUUAACCAUCUUAUUAGUCAUCACAUUAUCCUCCCUUUCUGUCCUUUCGGAUGAGUCUAGUGACUAGCGCAUGAGGUGUUGCCACAAUGAGGUCUGGGGUUCGAAUCUCGGCAAAGCCGAGGUAAAUACUUCCUUUAUGUGCUAGUCAUUAUUCCAAAGGUUAGUAGCCGUCCGUGAUUUACCUCCUCCGUGUUAACCUUGGGACAGAUUUGCGGAAGCGCUGGGGACGAGCGUAUUCACCUUUUGUCAUAACGUUAUCCUCCCUUUCUUUAAUGAUGGACAAGAUUUGUUCACAUCAUAUGAUGAACUCCAUGAAAGCUUUGAUGGCAUAGACCUUUAGGAAAAUCUUCUAAGUGGCAUUCAUGCAUACGGCGAGACUACAUGUAGUUUUGGAAGUCAAUUGAAUCCAACAAUUAGAUUCAUUCGAUUUUGACUCGGCGAUACCUUUUUAUUUGCAAGCUAGCAACGAGGAAUAGUUCAUAGUUUGGGACUGGAAAACCUUCUACUUUCUGAUUCUGAUUCUUCGUUUAUCGAUGAAACUUGGGGUUUAGUGGCGACAAGUUAGGAUUUUUAUAUUUUUUCCGAUAAGCUUUUUCCCUUGAUUUGAGUUCUGAAGACCAGUGAUUGUUCAAAUUCCCCUAUUGGUUUAGUACUUAAUUUGUCACAUUCACAAUGGUAUAAUUUUGCAUUCAUUGUCUCCUGUUUUUUUGUUAUUGGUAUUGACGGAUGAUUAGGAAAGAUUGAAGCUUUUUAGUAAAGAUUACUUAUGCCUUUGUGCCUAUGCAUGCCAAAAAAAUUUUAGUAGUUAAUGUUUAGUUAAAAAAUUUAGUAGUUAAUGCUUAGUUAAAAAAAAGUUUGACUAAGCUGAGCAAUUUGGGAUUCUAAUUUGGACAUAUUAUUUUAGUUUAUAUGCUUUGCUUAACUACUCUAUCUUCCAAAGGAUAAUAAUGUUUUUAGAUAAAGUUUAGAGUUAUUUCUGAUUUGUUGGGCUAACUAUUUCUUAAACUAAUGUUGUUCUCUUUUUGUUUCCAAUUGAUAUUGAAUUAAUAAUAAUAAUGAUACAACUAAGCCUUUCUAAUCGGCUUAUUUUGACUAAUUUGUUUAGCUUUUAUGGAUUUUAUUUUGUUAUUCAGCUUUAGAAAAC